GGAGCUUUUGGACGAAGCCCACGAACGAAUGCACAUAUUACAGAAGACGACUCUUGAACUAUUAUAAAUACGGUUAGGGUUUUGCGCCGGCCACUGUACCCUAACGCAGAAACCAUCGAAACGUAACAGAGCUCCGGCUGCCGCACAUUUCACUGCAAUAUGAAGGUUAUCGCUGCAUAUUUGUUGGCCUUGUUGGGAGGUAACACAUCUCCCUCCGCUGAAGAUUUGAAGAAAAUCCUCGGUUCAGUUGGAGCUGAUGCUGAUGAAGAUAGAAUUGAAUUACUCUUGUCGGAGAUUAAGGAUAAAGAUAUCACCGAAUUGAUUGCAUCUGGAAGGGAGAAGUUGGCUUCAGUUCCUUCAGGUGGCGGUGGUGGUGUUGCAGUUGCCGCCACAGGUGGUGGUGGUGCUGCACCAGCUGCAGCUGCUGCAGCUGAGCCAAAGAAAGAGGAGAAAGCUGCAGAGAAAGAAGAGUCCGAUGAUGAUAUGGGAUUCAGUUUGUUUGACUGAGGAUGGUAUGAAGCAUGUUCUUUUGUGGUUUUUGGAUAUGAUUUUUUGGUAGUAUUUUGUUAGUGUCAUCUUCAAAUGAAGAAUUUUGUAAGACCUUGCAAAAGUUUCUUUUUAGUUUUUAUACAUCAAAUGUUUUUUAACAUAGUUUUAUAUGACCUUUACUUUUGUUAA
Messenger RNA from Lactuca sativa (garden lettuce), 678 nucleotides. Its product is annotated as large ribosomal subunit protein P2y. Gene Ontology annotation, biological process: cytoplasmic translational elongation. Gene Ontology annotation, molecular function: structural constituent of ribosome. NCBI's taxonomy places the organism in Eukaryota, Viridiplantae, Streptophyta, Magnoliopsida, Asterales, Asteraceae. The record is from RefSeq and is a predicted model, not a curated record. Gene Ontology annotation, cellular component: ribosome; cytosolic large ribosomal subunit.